AUGCACGUCCUUUCCGUCGAUCUUCCUAUCGAGCUCAUCUGCAGUGUAGACACUGCAACCGCAUCCACUGUCUCUUCUGCUGCUUCAUCCACCACCUGUGUAGCUGCCUCUCUAUUCAUAGAUGGUAGCCGAUCACUCCCUCUGGUAGACUCAUGGAUUUUUGAUGGUCCCAUCCCUGGUGAUGACCAUUCUCCCUCCCUUUUUGGAGCUGGAGAUCGCAUUGCCAUUUAUCGACAUGGCUCCCUCAAUGCACCAGGGUGUGGCCCUCCACUUCCUUCUCCAGCCUUCACUGGUCGUCUCACCCACAUUGUGGGUUGGAGCCCGACUACCAUUGAGUUUCACAUUGAUAUUCACACUGUCUUUCCUACCCCUACCACUACCAUCCAAUUCCCUCGGUCUAUAUGCCGUCUGUCCUUUUGGGAGCGUCUUUGGGGUUACCUUCGCUUCUCGGACUCGACAGUUUGUGCUGCCGAGCUCGUCGUCAUAGGCGUCCUUCCGCCUUCAAUCUAUGGCAUGACUGUUUGUAUGGUCGUGUCCCUGCCUUUCUCUCCCGAUUUCACCGCCCUGAACGCAUCCAGUCCCUCGUUACUCCCUGGGUUCGACGUUUCCGAUGGUCUUCCCCCUUCUCCACACGGUAUGACUGUUUGUACGGUUGUCAUCCCUCGUGUCCCCACCUUUCCCUCCCGAUUUCAUCGCCUUGAACGUCCCGAGUCCUUCGCUACUCCCUGGAUCGACAUCCCCGAUGGUCUUCCACCUUAUCCGCACGGCAUGACUGGGACUACCGCGAUCCAUCCUCGACCAUCGGACUUCACCACCCCACAGACUAAGACUCGCUCCAGUCUCAACCGCCCAGCAAGUCUUUGGCCCAGCAAAAGUCAUGUUCGGAUUCACGAUUGGACGUUUAAGAAGAUCAUUACAGGUGCCCCUUACCUUCGAGAACUCUUGACUAAUUAUCAAACAGAUGCAAUAUUUGAUUGGACAGACGUGCGAUCCGAAGAUGCGGCUCAUCUGAACAGGAGCAUUGCACGUUAUGCGGUGUUGAAUGUAAAGGGUCUGGUGCCGCCUGCCUUCCCUGAUACCAAGGCAUUGCGUGCACAGGUGGGUCUCAACCACCCUCAACUCGCUCGCUCCCUAUCGCGACUUUCAGAAUUGCGUGUCAUUCUUUUAUCUUCCACCACUAUGGCGACCAGCUGUACAUUUCACGGAUUGGUUGGCGUUCAAAAUGCUUCUAGAUAUCAAUAUGACACUAAACAUUACUGGAAAUACGACGGCUACAUUGCCCUCCCUGACAGUGACUUAGCGGUUGCUGUGUUCAGAUUCGGAGCUAAUACUGCUUCGACUGAAGAUGGUAUCUAUUUGAUGCACGCACGCGCCAUGAUUGGUUCUGCUGUAACUGAUGAGGGCACGUCUACUCACACUCUGCAUCUAUAUGCCAAUGAUGGGCGACUUUCAUGUCUCAAACUCUUGCAAUGCGGUACUUCACAGAAUGAUGGCUGUGGCUCACCCUCACCUGCUCCGAGUCCACCCACUCCUAAGCCACGUCCUGUUCCUAAGGCGCGUCCCGUUCGUAAAGCACCAUUGGAGGAAUCCACACCACUUCCCCGCAAAAAGCAGAAGGUGGUCCCACCAGAAAGCCCGCUCACAGAAUCCGAACUAUCGGAGGAGGAAGUUGAGUCUCCAGUUCGAAGAUUGCCUCGACAAGCUCGACCAAAGGCCAGCCGCAAGACUACGGCAUCCGCUAGCGCACUAAAGAAAAAGAAGGGAAGAAAACGACCUGUGCUGAUUGUUCAUUUUGUCUCGUAG
Messenger RNA from Suillus fuscotomentosus, 1803 nucleotides. RefSeq lists its product as uncharacterized. Lineage: Eukaryota; Fungi; Basidiomycota; Agaricomycetes; Boletales; Suillaceae. The record is from RefSeq and is a predicted model, not a curated record. The transcript has 7 exons. Bases 1 to 1803 code for a protein of 600 amino acids.